Messenger RNA from Limulus polyphemus (Atlantic horseshoe crab), 3197 nucleotides. It is a transcript of the gene RNaseZ, whose product is annotated as zinc phosphodiesterase ELAC protein 2-like. Gene Ontology annotation, biological process: mitochondrial tRNA 3'-end processing. Gene Ontology annotation, molecular function: 3'-tRNA processing endoribonuclease activity. NCBI's taxonomy places the organism in Eukaryota, Metazoa, Arthropoda, Merostomata, Xiphosura, Limulidae. Bases 1133 to 3103 code for a protein of 656 amino acids. The transcript is spliced from 23 exons. The record is from RefSeq and is a predicted model, not a curated record. Gene Ontology annotation, cellular component: mitochondrion.
AAUUUGCAUACACAACUGAGGAUUUUAGCUAAGGAAAAGUGUUAUGGCGCUUUCCGUUGAUCUUCGUAUGUUUUGUUGUUUGAUUAUGAGGCGUGAGAAAACAUAGAACGAAGUAAAGUUUCGUGGUGUAAUAUUAUCUUAUUUCUUUAAACUUAAUUAAGAGGAAUUAUUGACUAUUCUGACGAUGUUAAUUAAAUUAUACUUGUACUGUGUUAGUGUUAAUUAUUUAUUUAUAUUUUAACUUGACUGGAAAAUAAUCAGUAAAACUUUAAAGGUAAGCCUAAUAUGUAAUAACAGAACGUGGGUUUUGCGAAGUCUCGGUUUUUUUAUUUUUUUAUAUGGUACUAAUGGAGUAAUGCGUAUCAAAAGAUAGUUAUAUUUUUAUUUCACCCUGACUUAUGUCUCGGUUAUUGUUAAAACUCGAACAAUUGAAACUGUGUAGGGCUAGUUUACUGUAUAAUGUGUACUUGUGUCAUUCUAGUUCAAGUUUAAAGAAUUUUUACUUCAGAGCUAGUGAUAAAUUUUCAAACUUAGUUGAUAGUGCCAAAAUGCCAAAGGAACCUAAAGCAUCGAAUGAACUUCGUCAUAUUCGAAUGAGGGCCAAGGCUGUAAAUAAUAAACCAAAACCAACACCUAAUGAGAUCUGCCUACAUGUUCUCGGGAAUGGAGGCCCUGGCAAUCCAAGAUGUUUGUAUAUGUUUACAGAUCAUGCAAGGAAAUCAAUUAUUUUGAUUAAAAUGCUCAACUCAACACACAACAUGUUCUUGGAUACUGCCAUCUCUGACUGCUAUAAUAUAAACAAAGGACCUUAAGAAGGUAUAUCUUCAACUGUGGAGAAGGAACACAGCGAUUGGCUCAUGAACAUAAAAUGAAAUUAGCUAAGCUGGAGCAUGUAUUUUUCACUUACAAAAGUUGGGAAAAUAUUGGAGGGCUUCCAGAGAAAAGAAGCUGAGAGAUUUCGACCUUUCCUUGUAUGGCAACUUCUCUAUACCAGGCACCACUAUAGUAACCAUCCUCUGAACCCUUUCCAACAAUUCAAUGUCUUUCCAAAGGUUUGUCUUUAACAAUACAGGACAUAGGAGUUCCUGAAAUAACUCUACAUGGCCCACCAAAUAUAGAAGAAAUUUAUGACAUGACAAAAGGCUUUAUGGUGACAAAAAAUCUUCAAAUAGUGAGUAGAAACCACAAACAUGGUUCCUUUACUGAUAACUGCAUGACUGUACACUAUGUUCCAAUUUAUAGUUCAGUUACUGCAUCCUCCAGGAAGACAGAUAUGGAAAACAGUUAUGACAAUGACCAUGUAAUUUCAUUAGGAGAUGGGUCAUCUCAUCAACAAAAUAAUUACUGCGAAUCAUUAGAUUCUGUGAAUCCAGAACAAGUUAAGAAGAGACAGAAAACAGAAGCUGUCCUAGAAAAUGAAGACAUUUCUGUAGCUUAUAUUUGUAAGCUUCAUAAUAAGGCAGGAACUUUAAUAUUGGAAAAAUGUGUUGAGCAUGGUGUACCAGCUGGUCCUUUACUUGGAGAACUGAAGAAAGGAAAUAAUGUCACUCUACCAAAUGGGAAAGUUGUAAAGUCAACAGAUGUGGUUACACCUGAAGAAAUUGGACCAGUUUUUAUUGUGGUAGAAUGUCCAUCUGAACACUUUGUAGAUUCAUUGGUAAAUAAUAAAGAAUUUCAAGCUCAUCAAGUGACAGCAUCAUCUGAUGAAAAUCUUGCAAUGUUAGUUGUCCACUUUACACCAUCAGAUGUUAUGGCUCACCCCAAAUAUCAGGAUUGGCUGCUAAAGUUCUCUGGUAGCUGUAUUCACCUGGUCCUGAACUCUUCUAGUCCAUCUUUAAGCAGUAUUGCAGUUCAUCGAGUGCAACACAUGUUAAAUAUACUCCAUCCUGAAAUAUUUUCCUUGUUGAAGCAGAAUUCUGAUGUUACCAGCAGUGUAAUGAAUGGAAUAGAGCAUUCUGUACUUGCCAUUCCAGCAGAGAGUUUGAUGAAAUUCUACCUUCGUCCCAGGAAGGGAUUAGACAGAGAAAAUGUAAUACAAUUAGAUGCUUCUAGUUAUGUACAAGAAGCAUAUAACAGCCCAGGACUGGAAGAGUGUGUGAAAGAGUUAGCCACAAAAUUAAAUCACUUUCCAAAUGUUAACAAGCAAGAAGGUAAUGAAUAUCCUGAAGUUGUAUUCCUUGGUACUGGGUCAUCUAUUCCUAGUAAAGUCCGUAAUGUUACCAGCAUAUUAGUGAACAUCAGCCCCCAAAAGAGUAUUUUGCUAGAUUGUGGUGAAGGAACACGUGGACAAAUACUACGAUAUUAUGGAAUAGAAGAAGGAAAUUCUAUUCUGCGUCAAAUCUCUUGUAUUUUUGUCUCUCAUCUACAUGCUGACCACCAUCUUGGCUUGAUUGAAGUUCUGAAAGCCAGAAACUUGGCAUUCAUACAGCAGGGAGAGAGAAAUUCUCCUGUUGAUCUACUUGCUCCCAAACAGAUUAUUCAUUGGUUACAGAAUUAUCAUUCUAGAUAUGAACCUGUUCUUCAUCUUUUCAGAUUGGUUCCAAACUUUUUGUUGACACACAACAAUGGAACUUUACCUAAAGAAGUAUACCAGGAUUUGAUAAACAGACUAAACCUUCAAGAGUUGUCUACAGUACCAGUAAAACACUGUAAAAGUGCCUUCGGUGUAACUUUAACACCAGUUAGUGGUAAGAAACUAGUGUAUUCUGGUGAUACGAUGCCCUGUGAAGGACUAAUCGAAGCAGGUCUUGAUUGUGGACUUUUGAUUCAUGAAGCAACAAUGGAAGAUGAGUUGGAAGAAGAAGCAAAAAUUAAAACUCACAGUACUACAUCUCAAGCUAUUAAAGUUGGUGCUAACAUGAGGGCUGAUUUUACCCUUCUAACCCACUUCAGCCAAAGAUAUGCUAAGGUGCCUCUCUUCAAUGACAACUUCCACAAUACAGUUGGCUGUGCUUUUGAUAAUAUGAAGGUUCGACCAUGUGAUCUACCAAUUUUACCAUUGUUGUUACCAUCACUGAAAUGUCUUUUCCAUGAACACUAUGAAGAAAUGCAAGAGAAAACUGCAAAAAGACAAAGAAGAAACAGGGCUCCUCAGACACCUUGACCAAUGUACAUUAGAUCAUCAGCUUAGCUAAUAAUCUUAUUAUUUUCUGUUAAUACUUUACCUUAUGAAAAUAAAAUUUUCUAAAAUAUAUCAA